AUGUCGGACUCCGCACCACAAACGAACAACAAGUUUGUCACUGAGCUCAACCCCAAGGGCAUCAAGCCUUGCUGUGCCUGCCCGGAGACCAAAUCGGCAAGAGACGACUGCUUCUUCAAGUUCGGACAUAGCGUAGAGGAGCACGGCGAAUCAGCACGAAAAUGUGAAGAGCUGGUCAAGAAACAUCGCGAGUGCAUGGCGUUACUAGGAUACAAGAUCUGA
Molecule: messenger RNA, 222 nt
Organism: Sporisorium graminicola
Lineage: Eukaryota; Fungi; Basidiomycota; Ustilaginomycetes; Ustilaginales; Ustilaginaceae
Exons: 2
Coding region: 1-222 (73 amino acids)
Biological process (GO): mitochondrial respiratory chain complex IV assembly
Cellular component (GO): mitochondrial intermembrane space
Molecular function (GO): copper ion binding; copper chaperone activity
Source: RefSeq, a predicted model, not a curated record